Molecule: messenger RNA, 2314 nt
Organism: Cygnus olor (mute swan)
Lineage: Eukaryota; Metazoa; Chordata; Aves; Anseriformes; Anatidae
Exons: 2
Biological process (GO): DNA integration
Molecular function (GO): nucleic acid binding; RNA-DNA hybrid ribonuclease activity
Source: RefSeq, a predicted model, not a curated record
AUGCAACUGACCUGGACAAGGUUACCUCAAGGAUUCAAGAAUAGCCCGACCCUCUUCGGCAGUCAAUUAGCUAAAGAAGUAGAAGAUUGGAUCAACCAAGGACAAAUUCAGGUACCAAGGGAUCAAUACUUGCUAUUACAAUAUGUGGACGAUAUACUAAUAGCUACCGAAGGAGAGUCAGAAUGUAUUCAGGUAACUAUUGAUAUUUUGAAUCAACUAGGACUAAAUGGAUACAAGGUUUCUAAACAAAAGGCACAAAUCGCAUGCACAACAGUAAUUUAUUUGGGAUGUGAAAUUUCUCAAGGACAAAGAAAACUGGGAGUUAACCGAAUACAAGCUAUUUGUGAGAUCCCCGAGCCGCGAAAUUUGCAUGAACUACGGGCUUUCCUAGGUAUGGCCGGGUGGUGCAGACUGUGGGUAAUGGACUAUGGACUCAUAGCAAAGCCCCUUUAUGAAACCCAAAAGGCCUGUACAUUUACCUGGGGAAAGCUGCAACAAGAGGCCUUUAAGAAAUUAAAGGAAGCCCUGAUGAAGGCACCUGCCUUGGGUUUGCUGGACCUAUCAAAAGACUUCCAACUGUUUGUGCAUGAGAGACAACGAUUGGCAUUAGGAGUACUGACCCAGCGACUUGGGAGCUGGAAAAGACCUGUGGGGUAUUUUUCUAAACAAUUGGAUGCAGUAAGUGCUGGAUGGCCCUCGUGUUUAAGGGCCGUGGCAGCCACAGUCCUUUUAAUACAGGAAGCCAGGAAGCUCACAUUAGGAAAACGAAUUGAGGUGUUCGUGCCACAUAUGGUGACUACGGUAUUGGAGCAAAAGGGGGGCCAUUGGCUGUCACCCAGCCGAAUGAUGAAAUAUCAAGCCAUACUAACUGAGCAAGAUGAUGUAAUUCUAAAAACCACUAACCUAUUGAACCCAGCAGUGUUUCUAGGAACAACUACGGAGGAAGGAGACCUCAGUCAUGACUGUGUGGAAACCAUCGAACAUACCUAUGCCAGCAGGACAGACUUAAAGGACCAACCUCUGGAGAAACCGGAUUGGGAACUUUUCACGGAUGGAAGCAGCUUUGUGGAAAACGGAACUCGCUAUGCAGGAUACGCGGUAACUACGUCAAAGGUAAUGAUUGAGGCAAACUCCCUACCUCCGGGAACUUCAGCGCAAUGAGCAGAAAUAAUUGCCCUGACACGAGCCCUGGAACUAAGCGAGGGUAAGAAUGUGAAUAUAUGGACAGAUUCGAAAUAUGCAUUUGGAGUAGUUCAUGUACAUGGGGCAUUAUGGAAAGAAAGGGGAAUGCUAUCCUCACAAGGGACUAAUAUAAAAUACCAAGAAGAAAUAUUGAAAUUAAUAACAGCUGUACAGAAACCCCAACAGGUAGCUAUAAUGCAUUGUAAAGCCCAUCAAGGAGGGGCGUCAGAGAUUGCAGAAGGUAACAGACUGGCAGAUUUGACGGCCCGGAAGGUUGCGCGCGAAGUAUGGAAAGUAAUGGCUCUAAUUCCAUCAAAGGUAGGCCUUUCUUGUUCUAAUUUACCUAAAGACCCAAAGUAUUCGGCAGAAGAUGAGAGACUUGCGAAUUUGAUGAAGGCUCGGAAGAAUUCUGACGGAUGGUAUGUGACUACGACAGGGCAAGUCAUAGUGCCUCCUGUAGUAAUGCGAGAAAUCUUACAAACAAAACAUAACGAGUGUCACUGGGGUGCAGAAGCAAUGGUGACUUAUUUGAAACGGGGUGUCAUCUCGGUACACAUGUUAACAAUGGCAAAGUCAGUAAUGUCGAAAUGCGAGCUUUGCUUAAAGAAUAAUCCGGUAGCAAGGAAACAUGCUGAGAUGGGAAGAACUAGGACUGGGAUAGAGCCUGGAGAUUACUGGCAAAUUGACUUCGUGGAAUUACCUAAAGCAAGAGGCUACAAAUACCUAUUGGUAGGGGUUGAUACUUUCUCAGGAUGGCCGGAGGCCCUUCCCUGUCGCACCAACCAAGCAAAGGAAACGGUAAAAUGGUUACUACAGGAAAUAAUCCCUAGAUUUGGUGUACCGUUGGGUAUUUCUUCAGACAGGGGACCGCAUUUUAUUGCCAAUGUGGUUAAGGAGGUUAGUAGGUUACUGGGAAUCACCCAGAACACCCUGUCCCAUUUACUCCACCCCCGCCUUAUAGUACUAGCACUAAUAAGUAGGCAUGGAGGUAUCAAUAAGAUAGUAGACUAAUAAAGAUGUAUUAAGUUAUACUUACUAACCUCUACUAACCUGAUUCAACUUAAUAAUAAUGAAAAUACUUGCCCUCGGUAUGAGUGAAGUAUUUUCAAAGGGGGGAAAUGUUAGUGUUGGG